Tuber aestivum (summer truffle) is the source of this 702-nucleotide messenger RNA. The record is from the annotation of a GenBank genome assembly. Lineage: Eukaryota; Fungi; Ascomycota; Pezizomycetes; Pezizales; Tuberaceae.
AUGCAAUCUUGUCCUAGCGGGGGGUGUCCCAAACCCAAAUACCUAAACUUUGGUGCGAACACCAGAGCCCCGCACCAGGCGGCGCGACCACUACAGUAUGUUAUCUCCUCGCUCACCGCUCCCCGUAUUCGUCGUGGCUAUCCUAGAGGUCGCAUCUGCCAUCGCGGGGACACCAUCGACGACUCUAAGGGAGCAUGACGCUGCAACCGCUAACUCCAACUAUAGUUUAUGAGGCCGCAUGGUACACGGGGGCUACGGAUGCUACAUACUCGCCGCUCGAGCGUUUUUUCAGUAGUAGGGUAAGAAACCGAGAGGAAUUCUAUGAUAUCAUGCCUAGGUUACAGAUUAUUCCGCCGCACUUCACCGUGGUCAACGCCAGGGCUACUCCGGAAGCGGUAGGGAGUGCUCCGACCACCUAUUUCCUUGCCAACGCUAUGAAGAUAUUAUCGGAACUGUCGAAGGAAGAGACAAUGUCAGGCUCCUGUAUGCGGGGGCCAGAAUUCACGAUUUCUCCCUUGCUCUUCCUAUUAACAUAAUGGACGAAACAAUACUAGCAUAGGGGUAGGGCCAACACGGCAAGAAAUCGGGGAUUCCGAAGGUCAAGCAGCCCAAGGGCUUGGGAGAAAGCUCACUUGCCCGGACAGGCGGUGGAUUCUAUUAUAUAGAAGGGACCUUUCGCUUGUAGACCAGCAUGAGAGUUAG